AUGGAUUACGAACGAAUCGGAAAGGCCCAGGUUACUAGCAGCGGUGGAUUUUCUCCGGGAAAGUUAAGGACUAUGCUUCUUCUUGGUGUUGAUAGAAAGAAGAACGAAGAAAUGUUUGAAUCUAUUUCUCCUACAAUGAGAUCUGGGUCAAAUCAAGUUGCUAGUGGACUUGAUGAUUGCAAAGAUGUUGAUGUUGUGAGUGAGAUUGCUGAUUGUUCUACUUCAGGGAUGGCUGGAGAAGUGCGCGAGCAAUCUUCGAUUGGCUCGGGUCUUGAAGAGUACCCGAGUCAUGAUUACGACAAUGUGGAUGAAAUCAAGAGUGUUUCUGCAUCUGUUUUUGAGUUUCAAAAGACGGGAAAGGAAAAAGCUCCUCAAAGAAUGCCUAUUAGAUCAUUCUCUAAACCUGCUCCAUCUAAAUGGGAUGAUGCUCAGAAAUGGAUCGCUAGUCCGACAGCUAACCGGCCGAAGACUGGACAGAUUCUGGUUCCGGGGUCUAAGAAAGGGCCUAGCUUUGGUCGGCAGUCUUCGAUGAAGAUUGUUGAAGUUGCUGAUCAAAGAGCGGGUGCGUUUGCGGUUGAAGAACCUGAUACAAAGCGAAUAGAUGUAAGCCAAGUGAAAAAGGAUACGGGACAGAAGUUUGUUAGCUGGGAAGUCGAUUCAUACACAACCGCGGAUUCGUAUGUUAAACCGGUUCUUAUGGUUGAGAACUCCAUUGUAGAAUCAGCAACUGAAGUUAAUCUCAGUCGACAUGACUCGUCAAUCGCAACUGCGUUUGCCCAACCGCCUUCAACAGCGAGAUCUGUAUCGAUGAGAGACAUGGGAACCGAAAUGACUCCAAUAGCGAGCCAAGAACCUUCUAGAAAUGGGACACCGAUUAGGGCAACAACGCCAAUCCGAAGUCCAAUAUCUUCUGCUCCUUCAAGUCCCGGGAGACAAGCAUCGGCUUCUCCUAUGACUAACAGGGAACUAUCAGAGAAAGAGCUUCAAAUGAAAACUAGGAGAGAGAUAAUGGUUUUGGGUACUCAGCUUGGUAAAUUAAACAUUGCAGCUUGGGCUAGCAAAGAGGAUGAAGACAAAGAUGCUUCCACAUCACUAAAGACCAAAGCUUCCCUACAAACUUCUAAAAGUGUUUCUGAAGCUCGUGCUUCCGCUUGGGAGGAAGCUGAAAAGGCUAAGCACAUGGCUAGGUUCAGACGCGAAGAGAUGAAGAUUCAAGCUUGGGAGAAUCAUCAGAAGGCGAAAUCUGAAGCCGAGAUGAAGAAAACCGAGGUGGAAGUUGAGAGGAUUAAGGGACGAGCACAAGACCGUUUAAUGAACAAACUAGCUGCGAUAGAGCGCAAAGCAGAGGAGAAGCGAGCAGCUGCUGAAGCAAAGAAGAAUCGACAAGCAGCGAAAACAGAGAAACAAGCUGAACAAAUCCGAAGAACAGGCAAAGUACCUUCAUUGUUGUUCUCUUGCUUUAGCAUUUGUGCUUAA
Molecule: messenger RNA, 1476 nt
Organism: Arabis nemorensis
Lineage: Eukaryota; Viridiplantae; Streptophyta; Magnoliopsida; Brassicales; Brassicaceae
Source: the annotation of a GenBank genome assembly